This is a messenger RNA of Daucus carota subsp. sativus, 2306 nucleotides long. Its product is annotated as cell division control protein 48 homolog B. The coding region runs from base 81 to 1889 and encodes 602 amino acids. The record is from RefSeq and is a predicted model, not a curated record. Gene Ontology annotation, molecular function: ATP binding; ATP hydrolysis activity. The transcript is spliced from 12 exons. Lineage: Eukaryota; Viridiplantae; Streptophyta; Magnoliopsida; Apiales; Apiaceae.
ACAAACCCUAAAACCCUAAACCUUCUUCUCCAAUCUAUGUUAUUUUCUGAUUAGGGUUUGAAACAUCAAACGACGUCGUAAUGGACAAAACUCAAGAAACCAAGUGGAAAGCAGAGGAAGUGAUAGGUGGCAAUGCAGAAGCACUGAGAGCCUUGAGGGAACUCAUCAUUUUUCCUCAUCUUUACAUUCAAGAAGCCCAAAAACUGGGUCUCAAGUGGCCUAGUGGAUUGCUAUUACAUGGACCUCCUGGUACUGGGAAGACAAGCUUGGUUCGAGCAGUUGUUCGUGAAUGCGGUGCACAUUUGACCGUUAUCAGUCCCCAUUCUGUCAAUCGUGCACAUGCUGGAGAAAGUGAGAAAAUUUUGAGAGAGGCUUUUGCUGAAGCAUCCAAACAUGCAAAGUUGGGCAAACCAGCAGUUAUUUUUAUAGAUGAAAUUGAUGCAAUUUGCCCUCGCCGUGACUCUAGGCGUGAGCAAGACAUUCGUGUGACUUCUCAGCUUUUUAUGCUAAUGGACUCCCAAAAUUCCUUAUCAACGUUUAUGCCAAAAGUUGUAGUGGUUGCAUCAACGAACAGAGUAGAUGCAAUUGAUCCCGCGUUAAGAAGGUCAGGGCGUUUUGAUUCUGAGAUUGAUGUUACAACACCAAAUGAAGAGGAACGCUUAGAUAUUCUCAAGCUUUACACAAAAAGGCUUCCUUUGGAUCCUAGUGUUGACUUGCAAUUUAUAGCUUCAUCUUGUAACGGUUAUGUUGGAGCUGAUAUAGAAGCUUUAUGUCGUGAGGCCGCCAUGUAUGCAGCUAAAGAACAUCCGGAUGAAAAUCAAGGAGGCGUGUUUAGCUUGACAAUGGAUGAUUGGAUCCAUGCCAAGUCUAAAAUAGGUCCAAGCAUAACAAGAGGUGUUACUGUGGAAAUUCCAAAAAUCACUUGGGAUGAUAUUGGGGGGUUAAAAGAUUUGAAGAUUAAGCUCAAGCAAUCUGUUGAGUGGCCAUUAAAACAUGCUUCUGCCUUUUCAAGAUUGGGAGUAUCACCUGUCCGUGGGAUCCUUCUUCAUGGACCUCCGGGAUGCUCAAAAACUACUCUUGCCAAAGCUGCAGCUCAUGCUGCCCAGGCUUCAUUUUUUUCCUUGAGUGGUGCAGAAUUAUUUUCUAUGUAUGUCGGGGAAGGUGAAGCUUUGUUGCGCAACACAUUUAGGAGAGCACGCCUUGCAGCACCAAGUAUAAUUUUCUUUGAUGAGGCUGAUAUUGUUGCUGCAAAGAGAGGAGGGAAUUCAAGUGGCAGCAGCACAGUUGGAGAGAGGCUAUUGUCUACUUUGCUGACUGAAAUGGAUGGUUUAGAGCAGGCCAAAGGAAUUCUUGUUUUGGCUGCCACGAAUCGCCCUUAUGCAAUUGAUUCUGCACUUAUGCGACCUGGACGCUUUGAUUUAGUUCUUUAUGUUCCACCACCAGAUUUAGAAUCUAGAUAUGAGAUACUUCGAGUACAUACACGUCACAUAAGUGUGGCUUCUGAUGUUGAUUUAAGACAAUUAGCAAAAGAUACAGAGCUUUUUAAUGGAGCCGAGUUGGAGGGACUAUGCAGGGAAGCUGGAUUUUUAGCAUUAAGAGAAAACAUUUCUGCAAAAAUAGUGUGUAAUCGCCACUUCAGAACUGCCAGGAGCUCACUAAAGCCAAGUCUCAGCAGGGAAGAUAUUAUUUCUUAUUCCUCUUUUAGAAAGAAUCCAUCUCCAAUUUCAUCUGGCACCGUCAAAUCCAAUUCCAAGCAGAAAAACAAGAAUUUCUUGGGUUCAGCGGCUCCUGUUACAGUUGUCUUUGUACUUUCAGUUUUAUAUGCCGGCUUCAAAUAUAUUCUCCAGCAUCCUGAUGUAGUAGUACCUAGUGAACUUGCAACCACCUGAAGAUGCUGGAGAGAGACGGGAGGAAUGAAUGGCCAUACCAGCUUUCCAUUUUGUCCGAUUCCUACAAACCGCGGUUGAUGUUUUCGGAAAUGCUGUGAUGAUAUUUAAGUGCCAAUAUGAUGCAGGUGCUAUAAAGAAAUGCCAUUUGAGGUAUUUAACCAUCCACACCAACACAAGAGCAGCAGUUUGCUAAGCAUGCAAAACCUUUCUGACAACUUGGAACUACUGUAUACUGAGAUUUACUUGGAAAGAAACUGGUUUAAAUUUUGUUUCAGCCCAUUUUUUAUCAAGGCCCAACGGGCCUGAUAGUGUAGCCACAUUAUUAUCAUCUUUCAUCUCCCAAUAUAUAUAUUCUUAGCUUAUUUGGGAGUGCAAAAACAAUUCAAAUUUAUUUAAUUUAUUACUGUUUAUUUUAUA